Pelobates cultripes (western spadefoot toad) is the source of this 2192-nucleotide messenger RNA. NCBI's taxonomy places the organism in Eukaryota, Metazoa, Chordata, Amphibia, Anura, Pelobatidae. The record is from the annotation of a GenBank genome assembly.
GUUUCUGGACCAGCGGAAUUCGUGGAUUUAUUAUUGGCGUUCCGCUACAGUCGCAAAAAGCGAAAAACCAACCGCAGACAACAAAUCAAAAGAGACAGCAACAGAAAAGGCCCUCAAGGAGAAGAAGGACCUAACACGUACCGUGAGCGCCAGUAGGAAGAGCCAGACGUGAAAGAUGACAACCACGAGCCAACAAGGCUGGCAGUCCGCGAGCAGAACGUGAAACGCAGGGAACAACAACGGCUACGGUAGAGGCCGCAGGCAGAGCCAUGCGGAAGGCAUAGAGGAGGCCCAGGAGAGAUCAUAUGAAAAAGAUGCAGGAAGACCGGCUCGGAACCAGCCAGAGCGGCAGACGCCAGGUACCCAAGUUGCCAUCCAAAACCGCCCCAUGGACAACAGCAGCGGAGAAGAGCGAAAUCGGGGGCCCCCUCCAGCAACAGCACAACCCAUGGAGGCGGACAGACGCUGAGAGUUCGGCUUUUCGAAAGGCUGCCGGGGAGGGAAAAAGGUGGACUCGCAAGAACCGCAGCGAAGCGAGGAAGAGACCAGAACACGAAAAGAAGGUAGGAGUAGCCGAAAACUCCACAGCGUGAAAAGACAAAGAAACAGAGCAUAAGCGACCCAAUGUGUGUGUGUGCGUGUGCUGGCAUACUUGCUAAUGCCAAAAAGCGAAACAAUUAGAUACUAGGUUUGGUGACAUGUGAGGCCCUGCUAGAUGCCAAGCGGCGUGAGAGGCUCUAUCUUUGAGUUGGCGCGAGGGGAUAACGUGGCCACUGAAACUUUGUGGCAGGGUGUUGGCAUCUCGGUGACAGUUAAACAUAAGAUAGAAUGGGAGUGACAGGUGAGGCCCUCUCUAUGCCACAAUGCGAGACGACUAACUAUGAUUUGGCCCGAGGGAGUAGUACCUCCGAGUAUGAGGAUGGGUGUUGACCUCACGGGACCACUAAUCUAAAGCGAAGAAGCCAGAGGGAAUUACAACUAGUGGACACCUACGACCCUGACAGCCAGCCACAGCUAACUCAGGAUGUACCGUGGGAUGAAAAACGGGUUUGCCGUAAGCAAAUAUGAAAGUGUCAAAUCUGGUUGUGGUUGAUUAGUGAACAUCCCCCAUAGACCAUAACAAUUAUCAAGCCGGAAAUCGCGAGAAGUAAAAUUCCGAGAUCGUGGAAAUCAAAGCGAAAUUGCGUAACUGGUAAAUCACUGCAUGUCAUAAACGGAUAUACCAGCCUAAAGUGUUGAGAUCCGGAUUGCAGUCAAACGAACCCCCACGUGUCAGAGUAUGGAAAGCAUGUAAGGAACCCCAAUCAUGUGCUAGGAGGCAUACAGCAUUAUGCAGAGGGAACAGAAGUGCAUGCCGUUGUGGUUCCCCCACCCGAGUACCCCCCGACCAAAGUCUACGAUCUCCCAGCACCAAGGAUUAUAUAUGCACUACUGGAGGGAUGUAUAAAUGACACCCACUAUGUUGUUAAAAACUGAACAAUAAUUAAGGGACUUGCUCACUACAAAACAUGCGCAAGCGACCCAACCAGCAAGAGGAACAGAAAUAAUAAGAACUCCCGAACGGGCAAACGACAGGAGGAUGUAAAUCAAAACGAAAAACACGCGAAAAGGAUUAGAGGGGGGAAGGGGAGAUACCCAAACCGCGAAGAUGUCGCGGGACUGCGACCGCGGCGCGACGGCAGGGUAAGUAACUCACAAAGCAGAAAAGGACGUCAGGAGGGACCACGGAAACUCGGAGUGCCAGUGACAACAAGAAGAGCAAGAGCAGAGCCCAGAAGGACCGAGGACCAACGAAACAGCGUUGAAACAGCAGGCCCCAGGACAUGUGAGUCGCUAAAAAACUUAAGGGACGGAGGAAGGUGAGUAGGGGGGUUUAAAUAGGUACCAUGCCCCUCCCACAACUGCAGGCCAAGCCUUAACAUUUAUCUAAUGAGACAUUCCUCCUUAGUAUAGAAGAUUCCCCUGUGUACGUAAAUAGAGUUAGCUGUAGUAGAAGACAUGUCCAAAUACCCCCUUCUAAAACUGGAGGUCUGUGUACAAACAGAUUAAACCGUGUCAGAUCAUAUCAAGGCUGAAACCUCCACAGUGACCAGCAAUGAACUAAAAAUGGAGCGGCCAAGAAAUAAUGUGAGAUAAUAAAAAUCAGAACGCCAAAUGUACAGUGCCACAGAAAAAAACGAAUUACAAUCUGG